AUGCCUGCAUUCCCUGGCGUAACAAGUGUUGAACACUUAAAGACAAUGCCAUCACCCCGAAUUAUAAAGACACAUCUACCAGUUGAUCCACUCCCAAAAUCUUUCUGGGAGAACAACUGCAAGAUGAUUUAUCUGGCUCAAAAUGCUAAGCAUGUUGCUGUCUCGUUUUAUCAUUUUGAUUUAAUGAAUAGUCUACAACCUCUGCCUAGCACCUGGGAAGUGUAUCUGCAGAAAUCCCUAGCUGGAAAUGUGACUCAUGGUUCAUGGUUCAAUCAUAUUAAGAGUUGGUGGGAAAAGAAGAAAGAGCAUCCACUACUUUUCUUAUACUAUGAAGUUUUGAAACAGAAUCCAAGAGAAGAAAUCAAAAAGAUUGCCAGCUUUCUACAAAAGACCUUGGAUGAAGAGACCUUGGACAGGAUCAUCCAUCACACUUCCUUUGAAAUUAUGAAGGACAACACCUUGGUCAAUUAUAUCCAUCUUCCCUCAUCAUUGAUGGAUCACAGCAAGUCCCCUUUCAUACGAAAAGGUGUUGUUGGUGACUGGAAGAAUUACUUCAUAUCUCUGGUUAGGGAGAUAGUUGCUUCAUAG
Phodopus roborovskii (desert hamster) is the source of this 588-nucleotide messenger RNA. Its product is annotated as sulfotransferase 1B1-like. NCBI's taxonomy places the organism in Eukaryota, Metazoa, Chordata, Mammalia, Rodentia, Cricetidae. The record is from RefSeq and is a predicted model, not a curated record. Gene Ontology annotation, molecular function: sulfotransferase activity. Gene Ontology annotation, biological process: sulfation. Gene Ontology annotation, cellular component: cytoplasm.